Messenger RNA from Agelaius phoeniceus (red-winged blackbird), 2762 nucleotides. RefSeq names its product P2Y receptor family member 8 (gene P2RY8). NCBI's taxonomy places the organism in Eukaryota, Metazoa, Chordata, Aves, Passeriformes, Icteridae. Gene Ontology annotation, biological process: positive regulation of Rho protein signal transduction; phospholipase C-activating G protein-coupled receptor signaling pathway. The record is from RefSeq and is a predicted model, not a curated record. Gene Ontology annotation, molecular function: G protein-coupled purinergic nucleotide receptor activity. Gene Ontology annotation, cellular component: plasma membrane.
UAAGAGGCUUUCAAGGUGCACUGUACUUCUCAGACCAGAUCUUACUCAUAGAGGAAAUCUGAUCUGCUGCAGCGCGGAAACAUCAGCAGUGAAAUGGCGAGACAAAUUCCUUAGGGAGCUGCUUAUAAUCUUCAAGAGCACACAGCAACUCACCUCAAUUCCUUUGUGGACUGAUCAGGAGAGGAAACACUUGAAGAGAACUUCGCAGAAAAGAGAGGUUUUCAAGCCAAGUGUUCAUGAUAUGAUCCAGCUGGCUUACAGGGAUCAACAACCCACUUAUGAAAAAUGGUUAAAAACGAAUCCCACCUGGACAAUUUGACACUGGCAAUGCUCCAGAAUAAAACAGUCUCCAUCACCCUCCCAAUUGUGUAUACAGUAGUGGCUCUGGUCAGCAUCCCUGGCAAUUUAUUCUCCCUUUGGGUGCUCUGUUGGCGCAUCAAACCCAAAACACCUUCUGUUAUUUUCAUGAUCAACUUAAGCAUCACGGACCUUAUGCUAGCCUUAUGUUUCCCCUUCCAGAUUUAUUAUCACCUCCAAAACAAUCACUGGACAUUUGGCAAGACUCUUUGCAGCCUUGUGACAGUGAUGUUCUAUUCCAACAUGUAUUCUUCCAUACUGACCAUGACCUUUAUCAGCGUGGAGCGGUACAUGGGUGUGGUACACCCCUUGAAGUCGGUCAAGUGGAGAAGAAAAAGAUAUGCCUUGGCUGCCUGCCUAGCUAUGUGGAUUGCCUUGCUACUAGCCUUCUACCCACUAGAAACUACAGACCUGACCUAUGAAGUGAAAGAAUUAGGGAUUAUAACCUGUUUUGAUGUCCUUAAAUGGAAUAUGCUGCCCAACUUUGCAGCUUGGGUAGCCUUUCUCCUCACUUUAUUUGUUGUGCUGUUCCUGAUCCCUUUUGUUGUAACAGUUGGAUGCUACAUUGGUAUCAUUAGGAAGCUAAUUCAAACAUCAAGCAGAUACGGCAAUAAGCAAAAGACUAGAUCCAUAUACCUGGCAAUAAUUGUCCUUCUGUCCUUCAUCACUUGCUUUGCCCCCAAUAACUUUAUCCUACUUGCACACAUGAUCAGCCGCCUAUUUUACAACGGCAGUUUGUACCCUGCCUACAAGCUCACCUUGUGCCUCAGUUGCUUCAACAACUGCAUAGAUCCCUUCAUUUAUUAUUUUGCAUCAAAAGAAUUUUACCAGAAAUUCAUGCAAUUGUUUCACCCUACGGUACUGCUCAGCGACAGCUUGGAAAACAGAAGGGAAAGUUUAUUCUCUGGCAGGACCAUGUCAGCCAGAUCGAUGUCAAGUGGACCUAUGGAUGGGUUAGAGGGAGUAAGGAUCAAUUUGGAAAGGCAGGAAAGUGUUUUUUAGCUUUAGAUAUUCCCAGAAGAAAGACACCUGCGAAACUCAUGAGUAGACACAGAAAACAUUUCCUUUGGAAAGGCCAUGCUCAAAAUACCUUGCUCCAGUGACAGAACUCAAGCUGUAUUUAAAUUGCAUUUCAGGAUUUUCUGGUCAUGGAAGUGCUAAAGGAACUGAAUUUCUCCAAGAAGGCACUGAAGCAGGGUUAACCUGGAAAUAGCCUUGCUGCAUAAGACCAAGGGACAGGUUUAAAACAGUUACUCUCAGGUUGUACUAUAGUUAACCAAAGACUUGCAAUUCUCAGUGAAUGUAAAACAUUACUGUACAUGAAUUACAGCAUACACCAAAGCUGGUUUGGGAGUAACGCAGUUGUUUUUCUAAAGAAUGUGCCAAGCUUUGUUUUUGUUUUUUGAUUAUAUUUGCUUCUCUGUUGUUGUAUUUUUAUAAAAGAAAGAAUAAAAGUAGCAUGGUAUUUUACCAUUAAUGCAUAAUGCAGAGCCACUGUGAAAUCACCACAACACUCACCCAACUGGUUUUCAAAGUCAAACCAAACUGACACUUGAAAAGGUUAGGUUGACUCACAUUAUUUAUUUAUUUCAAUCUUAUACAGCAAAACGUCUCAUACAAUGAAAGGAAAGCUAACAAUGUUUGCAAAUACAGCUGCACUUCUUGAAGUUAUUCAUUUCUCAGGACUAUGGGGAGCACUUUAUUUAAAGUAACAGACCUUCCCACAUUAACCUAUUAUAGUACCAAUGCUGCUUGUAUGGGGUUAGUAUCAACUAGUCAUUUUCACCAAUGUGAAAAGGCUACACAUAGAAGAACCAUCCCCCUCAGCAGAAUUUAGCUUUACAUAGCGCCUGGGGAGUGAUGUUUUCUUCCUUACAGAGAUGGUGUAGAUUAUAAACCAGAUUUUCAGCUGCAUAAAUGAAAAUUCAACCACAGACUGGAGAGUCAUUCUGUGCCAGCAGAAACCAGAUGAAAACUUUUCCUGAUGGCCAUAUGUCAGAAACAGACUUCUUUCAGGCAGGCAAGAAGGAAGAAGAAAAGAAAGAUGAAAAUAAGGCUUGAGAAUGGGAGUUGUACAAAACAUCCUGAAAAUAAGUUAUGGCAGGUAGGUUGAGCAGUCCUGUGUUCGGAGCCCUCCUCUGAAAUAUCUUUCUACAGCUUGUUUGCAUAUUGUGUGCCAUGUUUAAUCCUUCUCACUUCUCAACAACUUCCUGCAUGCCUGGAAAGACAACUGCUACAGAACAUGCACUGGGGACAGACAAAAGAGAAUGUUUUCCUGUAGUAUUUACAGCUUUUUACCUACAUUUGACUCUCACUGACAGAGGAGAGACGCAAACCACCUGAGAAGACCAGACAAGACCCCCUCACAAGCAAGACAAAAAUACACCAUAUCCUUUUGCUGCAUU